Quercus lobata is the source of this 1065-nucleotide messenger RNA. RefSeq lists its product as uncharacterized. The coding region runs from base 1 to 921 and encodes 306 amino acids. Lineage: Eukaryota; Viridiplantae; Streptophyta; Magnoliopsida; Fagales; Fagaceae. The record is from RefSeq and is a predicted model, not a curated record. The transcript is spliced from 6 exons.
AUGACAUUUCGUACUAAGUUUUACAUAAGCAUUUUACGAAAAUACAGUGCCCCUGCUGAUCCUAUUGCAUAUGCGGCUUUGAAGACAUUUACCUUGCAAAAAAUUGGGAAGUCUUGGAGGGAUCAUAAGUCUAAGUUGAAGAAACAAUAUUAUAUUCCUCAUUCAAGAAACAAAGCAUGCGUAAAGAGCCACACACCCCCGGGAUGCAUAACACAAGAUUGGGAAAUACUUGUUGAGCAUUGGUAUACCGAUGAUGCAGUGUUAGAGUCAGAUAAGAAUAAGGAGCGUCGUGCAAAACAGGAUGACUUACAUACUGCUGGUUCUUGUAGCUUUGCUGUGCACGCUGCAAAAAAGGCAAAAACGGAUGGACGUCCUGUAGAGCGUGCAGUAUUAUAUCCAAUACUACAUACUCGUAAAGAUGGAUCUGCAGUUAAUCCUGUAGUGAAAGCAAAGAUGGACAAAAUGAAGGAUUUGUUGGAUGAUUCUUCGAAUCAUUUGCAGUCAUCUGAGAUAACUGGUAGUAUUGUAUGGUCAACAGAGGAUGUGUUUGCCAAAGUGAUGGGUAAGGAGCGCAAAGGUCGUAUUCGUGGGGUAGGAUUUGGUCCAAGCCCAAGUGCUCGAAGUAGCAAGACUGCUCUCACAGACAUUGAAAUACACUCAAGUCAAGCAAGGGACAAUGAAGUUGCACAACUGAAGGCUUCCUUGGCUACUAUGCAGGAUAAACUUGAAAGUUUUGACGAAAUGAAGGAAAGACUUAGUCAAUUUGAAGAAAUGGAGCAAAGAAUGGAGCAAAGAAUGGCUCGCAUGUUUCAACAAAUGCAACAAAGUUCUUCCCAAUGCAAUCAGGAUGUUCCUUUGCCUCAACAAUCUCCAGCUCUCCAAAAAUCGUCAGCCGCAUCCUAUCAACCAAGUAGUUUAUAAAUUUUAUCUUGGUGUUCAAGAACUUUUUUGUGUACAAAGAACUACGGAAGACCAACCACAUUUUUUGCAAGUGUUGGAUAGCGGUUGCUUUAGUCAAAGGACCACAUCUUUUUUUGUUAAGCUUAUGAUGGUGGUUAUAGAUAA